AUGGCACAGACAACCGUCUUCCAGAACGGCAGGGUUUUCAGUCCAAGCAAAGCACCAAUCGAGAAUGAGUUUCUGAGAAGCUUUGUGGUCUCAGGAGAGACGAUUACGCAUGUCGGAUAUGAAAGUGACGAUGCCAUCCAGACAGCAAAGCGAGAAGGUGGCGAGGUAAUUGACCUGCAUAAUCGGGUGGUGGUGCCUGGGUUCAUCGACGGCCACACGCAUUUUCUUCUCUUUGGACUAGCUCGCCAGAAACUCGAUUUAACUGAUUGCAAAAGUUUUGAGGCCAUUGAAAACACGCUCGUCAACUACGCCAAAGCAAACCCGGAGCUGCCACGAAUUCUUUGCCGAGGUUGGCAUCAGCCUUCAACCAACGGAAAAGCCCUGGCGGGCAUGAUCGAUCACAUCGAUCCUCGUCCUAUCUUCAUCGAAGCUUUAGAUCUUCAUUCCACUUGGUGCAAUACGGCCGCUUUGAAUGAACUGGGGGUUGGUUCGACGACCGAUCCAGCGGGGGGCACAAUUCAUCGAGAUGAAAGUGGACGGCCUUCUGGUCUUUUAGAUGAAGCUGCGCAGACAGGAAUUGUCUGGCCGCAUCUGAUGAGUGUCUGCACUGUGGAAGACCGACUGGGGGCUUUAGAUGAUGCUUUAACGGCCUACCUUGAAGCGGGCUAUACAGGUUUAGUUGAUAUGGCCAUGGAUAAUCAUGCAUGGGAGGCCUUAAGGCUGCUGCGAGCGAAGCAGAGUGUUCCAAUCCAUGUGGCAGCUCACUGGUAUGUCCCAUUCACUGAGGACCAAACGGAGCUAUCCAAGCACAUAGACGAAGCCAUUGCAAAACACCGGGAAUUUCAUCCGUCCGCCUCACCAGACUUCUGCGUGAUCGGGAUCAAAAUGAUCUCCGAUGGCGUCGUGGACGGCUGUACAGCAGCCCUGAGCCAUGCAUACAGUCAAAAGCAGGGUGGCAUUGCUGUCAAUCCGAUCUGGUCGGUGGAGGCUAUGAACCUAGUGGUGAAAAGGGCUGCCGAUGCGGGUCUGCAAGUUGCAAUCCAUGCAGUUGGUGAUGUUGCUAUCACGCAAGCCAUCGAUAGCAUUGCCGCCGCCAAUAGCCCACAAGGACGACAUAGGAUUGAGCACCUCGAGCUGGCCUCGGUGGAGGAUGCAAAGCGACUUGGCCAGCUUGGAAUCACCGCAUCCAUCCAGCCUGUUCACUCCGAUCCAGCCCUCACCAAAGCGUACCCCCAGAUUUUGGAGCCUCAUUUAUGGGAGCGGGCAUUCCCAUAUCGAGAGUACGUCGAUGGGAAUGCCUGCGUUGCCAUUGGAACUGACUCGCCGACAGCAAGACAUCUGCCCUUGCCCAACUUUUACAAUGCCACUGUGCGGAGAUCAGCCCUCGAGCCAAAAUCCAACCAGAUGGUCAACCCUCACAACGGGCUUACUCUGCUCCAGGCGAUUAGUGCAGCGACUUCAGGAGCAGCUUAUUCGCGUUUUGCUGAGGGGUGGGUAGGAAGUAUUGCUCCAAAUCAUCGGGCGGAUUUUGUAGUGCUGGAGACUGAAUGGACCCCAGAGGCGUUGCUGAAAGCAACGAUUCAUCAGACCUGGGCCAAGUGA
This is a messenger RNA of Penicillium lagena, 1602 nucleotides long. Its product is annotated as amidohydrolase. Lineage: Eukaryota; Fungi; Ascomycota; Eurotiomycetes; Eurotiales; Aspergillaceae. The coding region runs from base 1 to 1602 and encodes 533 amino acids. The record is from RefSeq and is a predicted model, not a curated record. The transcript has a single exon. Gene Ontology annotation, molecular function: hydrolase activity, acting on carbon-nitrogen (but not peptide) bonds.